AUGCGCGCCUUCAGCACCUCGCAAGUCUUCCAGAAGAAAUCCUCCGCGUCCUCAAAAUCCGCCCGCACAAGUCCAGAGGUAACAUCCCCAAAAGACAAGUCCCAACCCAUCCCCGACAACGCAGCCACACAGGAGAAGGAUGAGGAGAUCGACCCGUAUGACUUCACGGUGCUUGACCGCGGGAUCGCGUCCGCAAUAGCUCGGCUGAAGGAUGCGCUGACAAAGACGCGGGAUGCGGGACGGAUCACCCCUGUCAUGGUCGAAGAACUACCUGUGGAUCUGAAUGUCAAGGGCAAAGAGACGCAUGGUACAUCACCACAUAGAGAGCGCACCAAGAUCGGCGACAUCGCCAGCGUGGUGCCUAAGACUGGUCGCAUGCUACAGGUGUACUGUGCGGAAGAAGCGCACGUGAAACCCAUAAUAUCUGCCCUGCAGGCAAGCGCACACAGUCUAGCGCCGCAACCAGACGCCCACAACGCGCUGGUGAUCCUGAUUCCUGUCCCACCCGCGACGGCCGAAACCCGUGCGCAAGCGAAAGCAGAGGCAAAGAAAUGCUUCGAACGCGCCAGCAACGACAUCCGGAAAGCGCGGGGCGACGCACAGAAACGGCACCGCAAAAUGGAGUUGGGGAAGCUCGUCAUCGUCGAUGAGCUGCACAAGGCGCACAAGCAAAUGGAGGAGGUGGUCAAGAAGGGGCAGGAUGAAGCCAAGAAGGUCUUUGAGGCCGCGGUAAAAAGUUUGGAUGGAUGA
This is a messenger RNA of Exophiala bonariae, 750 nucleotides long. RefSeq lists its product as uncharacterized. The coding region runs from base 1 to 750 and encodes 249 amino acids. Gene Ontology annotation, molecular function: ribosomal large subunit binding. The transcript has 2 exons. Gene Ontology annotation, biological process: translation. Gene Ontology annotation, cellular component: mitochondrion. The record is from RefSeq and is a predicted model, not a curated record. NCBI's taxonomy places the organism in Eukaryota, Fungi, Ascomycota, Eurotiomycetes, Chaetothyriales, Herpotrichiellaceae.